CUUGCAGGUGGCGGUGGGGGCCGGCAGCAUGUGGCCGAGGCCACGAGCACCAACCAGCAGUGGGACGUGCACAAGGCCCUGGCUGUGGCUGGCGUCUUCCAUUUCCUCCACGGCGCCGGCAACGCCUGCGUGGCUCCCUUUCUGAGCCUGUACUGCCGGCAGCUGGGGCUGCCCGCCCCGCUCGUGGGCAUCGUCAUGGGCAUCAAGCACCUCGUGUCGUGCCUCUGGGCCCCACUCGCCUCCUACCUAGCCAAGAGCCGCGGCAAGAGGAAGGUGCUCAUCGCCGCCUCCCUGCUGGGCUCCGUCGGGGCCGGGUUGCUGCUCACGCUCGUCCCGCCUCUGAGCCAGGAGGCUCUGUACAGGUACUGCAACGUCAGCCACGCGUCGCCCGGUGCCACUGCCGACGUGGGCACGAGCAACGCCAGUGGCAACGCGGCCCUGGGGACCGGGGUCCAGCCCGCGGUAAGUAAGGCGGCUUUCCAAGAAUCGAUUGGUUUUACGGAUCCGCUCGAGGAAAAAAAUGGAAGAGCUGGUAAAGAUGAUAAAAGUGCGGAUCCCCACAUGAGUGGUGCCCCUGGCAUGACGGCGUCUGUACAGUUGAAACAGGUGGCACAGGAGCUUGAUACGCCCCCUUCCAGUGAAACGCGGUUUAACCAACCUGAACAAGGAACAAGCAGCCCGGGCUCUCGGUUUCUAAAGGUGAAUGAUAAUCCUGAAGAAAACUUUCCUAUGAGUGGAAGUAGCGAGCUUUCUCUGUUUCAAACAAACCCUCGCCCUGUUGUUGAGACUCCUUAUGUUUUUGAAAAUCUCUCGGGACACUGGGAAGACGCUCAGGAUGUCAACUUGGAGCUCCUGCCAGUUAACUUUCUUGACAGGAAGCACCAGGUUUUUCUCAUGGUGCUGGGUGCUGUUGUGUUUUGGGAGCUGCUGGCUGCACCCCUCGAAUGGACAGUUGAUGAUAGCCUUUAUGAAUAUCUUGACUUUGUUGAUGCAACCGACAGAUACGGGAAUCUUUGGAUUUGGAGUUAUUUGGGUGCUUCCGGAGGAGCCUGCAGUAUUUCUAUACUUGUGGAUCAGUUGAAUUGCUUCCUCAAUACUGAAGUCUCCCGUCUCGCUGUUCAUUUCUAUGGCUACGCCCUGCUGAUCACACUCACAUUGCUUGUCAGCAUCUUUUUUCCCAUACAUGUUUCUAGGAAAACGGAGCACGUGAACAAAACUGUCAAGGCACUGAACCUCAUUGGAAGUGAUGGUCGAACAAUUCUGUCAGCUGUCACAGUCUUCCUGACCGGGGUCAUUGGAUCUACGGUACAGAACUUUCUCUUCUGGCAAAUGCAGGACCAGGGCAGCACUGAAUUAUACAUGGGUCUCUCAGUGGCAAUUGGACUAAUUGCUGAAAUUUUGCUGCAUUUCUGCAAAAGCAGGUUGCUAAGGACUCUGUCAAGCAGUGGCACUGUUGCACUGAGUUUAAGUUGCCUUGCACUACAACUUCUGUACUAUUCGUUCCUGUGGAAUGCAUGGGCCGUUUUACCUAUCCAGAUUUUAUCUGCCUUCAGUAAUGGUUCUUUAUGGUGGGCAGUUAAUAUGAUGGUUGAUGAUGUAGCCACUCCUGGAACAGAAAGAGCUCUGCACAUUGUCCUCCAAGGCCUCUCCUAUGGUUGUGGAGCUAGUCUGGGAAGUUUCACAGGAGGAUUUGUUGUGAGCAAUUUUGGCCUGGCAGUUCUAUACAGGGCAUGUUGCAUAAGUUUGAUACUUUGGUUAAUCUUGUUCCUUAUCGUCCAAUCCAAGCUGCCUCGGCAGAAAAAAAUCAAUUAUUCUCGUCUCCUAGCUGCAGAUCCCAGUGAUGUGAGCGAUUCUGAUGAGGAAAGGGAAAGGGACUGGCUGGUGAAAGCUAUGAAAGAUGAGCAUUUCAGUAGGAAUUGGUAACUUUGCACUUGAUCUGUAAUGGAACAAAUUCUGAGUACAAAGAUUAAACUGCUGGACGGCAAGGAAAGAAGUACCUAGGAAUGUCUAAUAAUUUUUAAAUGAUGGAAUUAUACAGUGUACAUAUCUGCAACACAAGCUAUGUAUAAAGACCACAUUUUAUAAAUUGUUUAUUUUCUUAAGGUUAAUUUAUAGUAAAUAUUUGUAAGAAGUUUUUGUUUUUUUAACUUAAUGAUUCAAUUUCCAGAAUUUAAAAGGAAAGGAUUUUGAGAUGAAUGCUAAAAUGAAAAAGACAAAUGUGGACGUUAGCUUCUUAUCUGAAGCUUACAAAGCUGGAAUCUUAUACUUUAGCACAGUUGACUCUGUUUGUUUUUUUAAUGCUUAUGCACUAAGGCUGCCAACAGACAUGGAAAAAAAACUGCACUUUCCUGGAAGAGGCAACACAUUAGUUUGACCAGGCUCUGCAGCAUCUGUAUAGAUUACGUGCUUCAGCAGGGGGUUUUGGUACUUUUAUGUAAUAGCUGAUUCAUUCAGCUAUUAGAUGAAAGCACAAAAAAGCCCCAAUAACCACCUGAUCUCUACAGAUGUUGGGCAAACUGGAUCCAACUAGCGUGCUGCAUCUUCUGGGUGUUGGUUUUGGCAUGGGGCGCACAGAGUUUAAAGUGCCGUUUUGGGGUGUUGGGGGGUUACAUCUGUAAGCAGCCUAAUAUUAAUAAGAUGCCAUUUCAGUGAGACUCACUUUUUAUUGACCACAGACUAUUAAUGAAAGAAACACCCAACUUGUUUUAUUCUGUUUGGGACUCUAAAAUCAAUCUCACUGUAGACUGUACACUUUUGGGUUUAGGUGAUGAAGGCAAAGCUGACAAACCAUUGGGCUUCCUAUUAGUCAACCAUUUUUUAAAGUGGUGGCUGGGACUGUGCGCCAAAUAUUGGCUCCUUCCGCCCCCAAAGCUUCCUAUAGAUCUUCCUUAUAUUUAACAUUAUCUACAAAGACUGCAGGUACCCAGAAUGCAAUACCAUAUCUUGAUUUGAAUAGCCUCUGUUUGAAUCAAAAUAGAAUGCUGAAUACUGGGAACUUACAUGAUAAGAUAUUAGUUGGCCUAGCUGCUCCCACUGAAUUUGAUGGGUCUUUUGAAUUCAGGGGAAGCAGACUUAAAUUGUCAAGUUUGGUGCUCUUGACAAGUUGCCCCUUGAGAAAGUUUGGGUAACUUGUAUAUUUAAAUACACUCCACUAGCUAUAUCUUGUCCAAAUGCAUUUAUACUUCUUUGGGGUCAGUAACUCAGUUUAAAGUGUCCCCUACAUUUGUCCAGUUACCUCCAAAAGUAUGAAUUCCAACAUAUUUGAAGAUUUGACUGACUUUACCAAAAGAUUCAUGAUGGACCUUUAUAGGAUGAAUAGAUCAUGAAGUUUUAUUGUCCUUCUGGCUAAAAUGAGGCAUUUAUUGCCAGUUUAAGAAAUGCUUACUCUUCGGAGACUCUUCCUCUCUUGAAGGAUGAUAGAACUGAAUACCUAGUGGGUGGCCAGCUGAGGGGCCACUGAAAGCAAAAGGAUUAAAUAUUUAGUGCAGGUAUAUGCAAUAGAAGUAGGGCUUGUAAAAGACCUGAAAAUAGUAUGCAUUUGGCCAUGGUAAACAGUUUACCUAUUACCUUUCUAAUUUAGUAGAAAGUGGCAGGGAACCAGCAACAGGGAAGGUGGUACCAUUAAAAGGUAAUUUAUGGCUGUUACGAUUCAUCUGCAUGCCAGAUAAUUUCAAUUUUAGUUUAACUAUCUGCACUUCCUGGCAUAAAACUACUUUACCAUGAAGAAUACUCUACUAGAAUUGUUCUAUAGAUACAAUUGUUAUACUGCCAAAAACAAUUUAAGCUCUUUUUUUUUUUUUUUUGAUAGGCAAGAUAAUAUUGCCACCUUGUAGGAAUUCAAACAGAACAAGCUGAGAAGUUUUGGUGUCAAAAAAAUUGGACCCCAGCUCAAUCAAUCAUAUAAUACUUUGCCACUGAGUGGUAAUUGGUGACACUUAGCAGUUUUGGCUGAGGGUUUUUUAAUUAAAAGUAUGCAUCAGACCCCAGCACUAUUUUUUGAAGGACAGUGUCAUAGGCACCCAGAUAUAGUUUGGUAAUAACUAGGUAGGUAGGAUUUGGUCCAAAAUUGGCCCAAAUCUUAUAAUUAUAACCUGUGUCUUUAAAAUCUAGUGAAAAUACUUGGGUUUUUUUUCUAAAUCAAAGUUUGAAACCUAAGUUUUAAAUGCUGUGAAUUAGUCUGUAAGUGAAACAGAUACAGCAAGCUUGUAUUGAAGCAGAAAUUGUACUGAUUUAAGUACCUGUUAUUUUUUUUUAAUAUGUGCAACAGCAUUUUACAUAAAACGGUAUCGCAUUACAGAGUACUUUGUGCUAAUUUAGAUAGUAUAGCACCUCUUACUUUGUUUUGGGAGUGUUUAUGGGGCUGCCCAAAUUUAGCAACAUGGAUUUAACAACAUGGGAUAACAACUGAUCUCAGUAAAACGAUUCAAUUUCUAUGUGUAGACCUAGACUUUCAGAAUAAAAGAUUUUACAAACUGAGAUGAGGAAUGUUAAAAGUAAAAAGAUAAACGGUUUGAAGUGUCCAGUAAAUUGGAUAUCUAAACUAUUUUCACUUCAUCACAGACCCAGUAGCAGUAAUAGUAAAACAAGUUUGUCUACAACACAUAAUUACAGCAUAUCAGAGCAGGCUCCGGGCUUGUGUUCUGGACUUAGGUGAUAAAUUCCUGUUACUCUGGCUCAUCUCUUUCAUUCUCCAUUUCUCCUUUCUGUGCUAGGUUUUAUGUGCACUGUCCCAGCCCUAGUGAAGAGAAAUGAGGGCCUGUGUGAAGAACAGUGGGAUAUUCUGCCCCUCAGUGACUCAUGUUUUUACAGCAGCCAGCAGAUUAAACUGAGUUGUCUUUUACAUUCACUUAACACUUUCUAGUGUUUUAGCUGUGAUACCCUUUGCUGUAGCGGGUCUCCCUCACAGCUUUGGUAUUUUUUUUAACAAGUAUAAAUGUAUUAAAGCUGUGAAUACCAUUGGGACUGCAAUAAAAAUGCAGAGAAACCAAAGUGCCAUUAGGUCGUAUAAAUUGUGUCUUUUAACAAGUGAAGAAACCGAUUCAAUGUACUGAUGCAUUUCCAAGCCCAACCAUGUCAAUAACGUAGAGUUGGAUCAUUUAACAUAUGCUAAUGCCAAAAAGCAGUAGUGACAAACUUCUGCAAAAUGUUUCUCUGUUGUAUUAUUUUUUUAAUCUUAUAAGGCAGUGGGUGUGUGGAAUAAGUGACUAUAAAGCUCUGGAGCAAACUUCCACAAUUUACUUCUAGAACUAUUUUUUUUCUAUGUCAGUUGGAGAGUUGAGCUGGGUGCUUUCCUUCUUACACAUCACCAUGCUUUCUAAUCAAGCAUUUAUAUUUUUAGUGAAGGGAAUGACUGUAAUUAUGAACACUUCUGGAAUUGAUAGAUGAGAAGGAAGAGACUUCAGCCCCCAACAUAACUGUGCUGGUCCUGCGGAACUAAUAUGAGUAAAAGCAUAAACACUGCCUUUUCUGCUUAUGUCUGUAUUAGAAAGCUUGCACUAGUAUAACUAAGUCACCUUGAAUCAUUGCAGGCCCCUAAUAAAUAGUUGAAACCAAUUUAAAUUGUGCUUUAAUUGGUUUAAGUGCAUCUAUAUGAGAAGUUUGUAUUGCUUUAAUUGGAUCAGGUUUAGUGGACAGUGCCUCUGUUACCAAAAUUAGCAAAUCAAUGAAAUAAGUGCCAUUUUUACAUACUCACUUUUCUGGCCAUAACUAAACUAUAAAACGAGCAGAAUGCUGUCAUUCUGAUUCAGCUAAACCAGAAUCUGGAAUAACUGACUUCAUUAUCGCCUUUAUUUGUUUUUUAUCACUGAAACCACAGCCUUGUGCAACAUUUCCAUUGGUGUUUUAUAAAAAAUAAUGACUUGUAACUAGGACUGUGGAAAGCAGUAUGUUCAUUUUACAGUAGGACUGUGCAGACUUCCAUCCAGUUCUAGCCAUGCGAGUGGUUCACAUCCUCUUGAGUGCUGCUUGGAGUUUAAGAUUCCAGGAGAACCACUAUUUCUAAGCACAAGUUGCAUGAAACCAGCAAUCCAAUGAAAUUGCAAUUUCCUCAUACGUUCCAAAUGAUAAGAAUCAUCCUAGGUUGAACUUCUAGAGACAGAAAUAAUUUCUAAGUGUUCAUGGAAUUCAACAAAUCUUUUCACGAAGCUGAUUUCAUUGUUUAGUUAGUAAUGAAAUAUAGUCAGGUGAAUUUCUAGAGAGGAUUUUGGUGUUCGCAAUGAAUGCCUGGCCAUUCUUUCAAAUAAAUAGGUCUCAUCUAGUCCUUUUGUUAGAUAGUUCAAUUUAAUAUGUAUUUUUCCAAGAAUGUUAAGGUUACUAUUUUGACUAGCAGUAUAUGACAAACAGGAAUUUUUGCAGGUACCAAAUCUUAAAAACUGGAACGUUCCUGAAUCCAGACCUCUUUUAUGAUAGAACAUAAUGUUCAUAAUGUUUCAGGCAUUAUGUAUAUUGUCUUACUAUUGCUAAGGCUUUCCAUACAAUCCAUCUAUAAAAACGCUUGUUUGGUUUUUGGUUUUUUUGUUGUUUUUUUUUUUUUUGGGGGGGGGGGGUGUUGCUUUGUGUUUUUGAAAUCUGUACUGUCCUGGGAGUUUGGAUGAUGCAUUCUAAAUCAGAUUGCAGUUUUUGGAAUCACAGUGUUGCAGAGUCUCUUGAUAGAACCUGCUGCAACCUUUUAAAAUUGAUCCAUCCUCAGCUGUCCUUUCUCAGAGUUUUCAGCUGUGCAAACCAAUGUAGUAGGUGUUGGAACUAAUCUUGUCCAUUUGGUUCAACAUUCUAAUGAGAAGAUAAUAUUGGAGGUAUAGGAAAAGAAAAAUGACUAUUUUAUGAUCCAGCUAUUAUGGAAAUAGGCAUUUGUAUGUGAUUUGAUCAAUCAUAAGAAUUUGGUAAGUGCUCUUAUUUAUCAAAGUGGCUUUCAUUUGCAUCUGCAAUCUAAUUAGUUAAUUGGCUUUAUUUUUUACUAUUGCUAUUGACCUUGAUUGUUUUAAGCCAGGAGUGGUGAAGUUGAUGCCACAAGUGCCAUAACAGCUGCUUAUAGAAAGAGGCUCAAGCUUCCAACCAUGCAAGCAGCAUACUGGAGAGGAGGUAUCAGGUGUCACCACUAAGGACUGGGCUAACCCUUCCCUAGCCCUGCAUCUGCCACUGAAUUGUUUGUCACAGAGAACUUUGGAUCCUCGCUUGCCAUGUAGAACUGUGGUUGUGAGGCCACAGAAGGGUUAAUUUGGCUGUUGGUAGUGACACCUUUCUUGCAGCAACAUCCUCCCCCUGCUCUGCUCGGCUUUCCAGCCUCCAUUCCUGCAUCCCAAGGUGAGAAAUCUGUCAAGUAUGCCUCUGGGGAUGAGGGGCCGGAGCUGUGGUAGGAACAUAAUUUGUGGCAUGCCUGCCAAAAAGAUAACCACAACUGAUUUUUGGCAAUGAAAAAUAACUGCAUUAUUUUAUGACUUGAUGAAAAUACUUCUUGACAAAUAGAGCAGCAAGAAAACUGUUUUUCCCAAAUCAGAAUGAAAAGUCCAAUCCAGAAAAUACUUAUAUACUGAAAAUCUUUCUCCCACUCCCUCCCCCCUGGCAAAUUGGUACUGGUCCACUGAUUUUGUUUUUGUUCUUUUCUGUUUUAAUGCUUUUUAUUUAUUUAUUUACUAUAGCUAAUCUAAAUUUCUAAACAAAAAGUUACAUUGAACCUAAAAACUGGAAUGCUUUGUUUAGAAAAUGUCUUGUUUCUUUUUAACAUCCCAAACUUGUUCACACAGUUUGUGUUGAGAAACUCAAAGUUAACCUUUCACAUGGAAAGUUUCAUCGGUAGUGGUUUUAAUAUUUUCUCCUUAGACAACGAAUUAACAACGUCCUGUAGUGACAAGCAUUUAUUCUAUAGCACUUCCACAACAAUAAGAUUGCAGCUUCUCCUCAUUAAACUCCUGUAACAGCUGGUGGGGGGGGUGUAGGUUGUAACCGUGUUGGUCUAAGGACAUAGGCAGACAAGGUUCCUUGGGUGAAUCUGGUAUCUUUUAUUAGACCUCUAUAUAUAUAUAUAUAUAUAUAUAUAUAUAUAUAUAUAUAUUAGACCAACAGCUGGUAAAAUCUGAAUGUAGAAACAGAUUUUCCAGGUAGCCACCACUACCUUAUGUUGCCAGGCAACAUAUCUGUAUAUAAUGAAGGAAGCUUAAUAAUGUUAAUGGAGUUGGCAUUGAAUGGUUCAGCUAUCAAGACUAUGGAAGCACUUCAGUUCUUGUAUUUUUGUUGUGUGCCUUAGAGCUAUAUAAAGUUUCUUACUAUCUACUCAAAUUGCCUUCUAAAGAGCUCAAAUGAGUGUAUCUGUCUUAAUGUUUUUCAACCUGCUGUUUUAAUCUUUUUGUAAUUUGCUAGCACACUUCAAGUAGUAUGGAUACUAUAUUACAGCUUACUUGACUUGGGCAGGAUGUUUUUUAUAAUCCUUUAAUGUAUGUCUACUUUUCAUUAUGGAUACAUCUCUUUUUCUCUGUGCAUGGUUACUUCUGUAAAAAGCAAUAUUUUUGCUUUUAAGAACUACUCCUCUAUGACUGGAAGUGUUGAUAUUAGAAAAUCUGUUCCUGUGUAGUCUUAUAUAAAAACCCUUUGAGAACUGGAUCCAUGAAAGACUUUCAGCUUAUUCGAGGACUUAUGGAGGUUCUGCAUGGAAUUAGAACGACGGAUUUCGCCAUGUGGAUCAGUUUGAACAGGGCAUGCUGAUGGGUUCCAGUGAUUCCAAGUACAACAGUCAACGCAUUUGAAUGUAACUUUCUUUUAUUUAGACCUAUUCUUCCAGUUUGGCAAAGUGUUGUUGUUUUUUUUAAAUUUAAUGAUGACUGUAUGCAGCGGAUCAAAUUGCAUGCUUGAAUUGGAUCAUAAACCCAGCAUGUAAACUCUGAACUUGUUAGAUUACAUCCCAUAUUCUUAUUAGCAUAUAAAAUAAAAAUCUAAAACAUGUUAAAACCUCA
This is a messenger RNA of Alligator mississippiensis (American alligator), 8942 nucleotides long. It is a transcript of the gene MFSD6L, whose product is annotated as major facilitator superfamily domain containing 6 like. The record is from RefSeq and is a predicted model, not a curated record. The annotation marks the transcript as partial. NCBI's taxonomy places the organism in Eukaryota, Metazoa, Chordata, Crocodylia, Alligatoridae. Gene Ontology annotation, cellular component: membrane. The transcript has a single exon.